UAAAGUCCUGAGAGUCUGCAGCCACAUCUGGAUCAGCUGCGCCGCAGAUAUUUUCAGGGGCUUCGUAGCGUCAGUCGAGUCUCAUCAUGCCCUCCCUGACAGAUAUGAGCUGGAUUAUCUUCUGCCUCCUUUCGUUGUGUGAGAGACCAACAGCUCAAAGUGCAGACGAGUCCUGUUCCCUGGACGGUCCAGUCGGGUCAGAACACCCUGUUCAGGGGCUGCUGGAGCGGUUUGAGGCCGGACCGGGCUGCGCUGCUAGAGAGCACGGAAACAAGGAAACUCACGUGGUGGCGUUGGGAAGAGUGACAGACAGCCCUGAGGGCAAGGUGACGGUGCUGCUGAAGCCUUUGCCUCUGUCCUCCUCCCCACUCAGACCCGUCCAGCUGGUGCUCAGCUCCAAAGUCCCGGUCACCUGGUUGCUGGAGUCUGAGCAGCUGCCGUCCAACCUCUCAGUGCUGGUGCAGGUGUCUGCAAGCUCUAGCGUGCGGUCAUACACUCUCCAUUUGCGCGUUCAGACUGUUCCUUCAGUACCUUUACGCCCCCUUGCCCUGCACCGCUGGGCCCUGAAGCACCAUGGCAACCUGUCCUCUAUGACGCACGCUACACAUGGCAACCGUGUCUACAUCCGACUGGGAGAGGAUUCGACCCUGCCUGCCGUGUGCCGACUCCAGUCCAUGUUCGUCUCCCACAACUACCUGACCUCUGACCUGCAGCCACAGGAAGUGCGGGGCUGCGCCUACGCCCCCGUGGAAGGAGACGGUCCUGAAGUCCAUGUGAUCAGGCUCCAUUCAGCCGGCUCAGGGCUGUGUGGCUUUCUCCAGGUGGAGGUCAUUGUCUCUCUCCUGCCUCCCGUUGCCAGUUUAAAGGCACAAAAGGUGGUGCUGAUCCUCAGCAGCUCGGUGCCGGUCAACUGGGCGAUAGUUGCUCACGGUGUCCGCGGUCAGAUCUCUGUUCAUUCUUCUAACAGUAUUUCUCCACCCUAUCCACCUGAGCCUGGCCUAACCCUGUCCAGCGCACUCAACUCUGACCUGUCUACCAUAUCUGACCUUCUCGCCUGGGCCAGGGAGUGCGGCUACAGAAAGGUGACGUCAUACACUGAGGCUGACUUGGCAAAUCGCUUUGUGAUCCAGCUAGCUGAGGGUGGGACAGAUGAGAUGGCAGUGGGGAAUUUUCUGCAAGUGAGGCCUCCUUGGGCAGAGGGGCGCAAGCUGAGGCAGUGGCUGAUUACUGGAGGCAGAGCAGCAGGAGGCCGAGGGAGUUUCACAGUGAGCUGCGAUGAUGGACGCCUCAGCGUGACCGUGGACCAACUCAUCCUGCAGAGAUUGUCUCCCGCAGUCGCUGCCGUGACUCUUCGGGACACGACAUGCCAGGCUCAGUCCAAUGGGAGCCAUUUCCUGUUAGUGUUCCCAGUGAUUUCCUGUGGGACAGAGGGCCUGCUUUUGGGAGAGCCCAGAGGGGUGCAGUAUACAAACACGGUGUUACUCUGGAAAGACAAGCCUCAGACCACGGUGGCUCUCACUGGGACGGAAAAAUCCAAACGUCCACUCAGCAUACAUUUUAGUUGCUUAGCUGCCAUCUCCAGCCACCCCAGCCUCCCAAAUCCUACUGCUGUUAAUGAGAAGGUGAACUAUCCUCAGAUGGGACUGGUCCCAUGGGCGUCACGGGGUCCAGUGUCCAGUCCAGGACUCGGGAACAAACCACGUCCCCGACACAGAUCUGGUCCUGCUCUUACUUUGGAGAUUUUUGUCACUGAGAACUAUGAGCAGAUGCAGAAUAGGCCCUGCAUCAUCACUGCUGAGCGGCGUGUCUACGUUCAGAUUUCAGCCAAACCGCCCCUUGCAGAUGUCAUACAAGUGAAAUCAUGUGUCAUAUCCCCGGGGUCCGACCCCAAAAAAUCCCCCUUCUGGACCUUGAUAAGCAACGGCUGUUCCUCCGACCCCUCGUUGAUGCUCAGCACAAAGACAGAAGACGAGGAGGAGGAGGAGGAGGAGGAGGAGGAGGAGGAGGAGGAGGAGGAGGAGGAGGAGGAGGAGGAGGAGGAGACUGAAGAGGAUGAUGAACUGGAACAGGAGAAGAGUGAGGUGGAGGAACCAGAGAGAGGCGGAAAUUCCCACAAAGCAAGAAGAGGCGCAGGCAUAGACAAAAGCACCCGACGAAAAGGAAAAACGGAGGAGGCGCAGAAUUUAAGAUUUAGUUUCAUCCUGAAGCCGGUUUAUAACAACUCUAUGCAGUUCCUCCACUGCAGUCUCCGCAUGUGCGUCUCUGACUCAACAGGAAGAGAAAACUUGAAGGAGGAAAUUAAGAAUGACUGCCAGGGUGGGACACGCAUCCCUCCACUUGUAUCUAGAUCACGAAGACAUCAGUGCGAGACCAGAAACCUCUCCAGACCCAUGGUGGUCACCCAUCCUAUUAGUUCACUGGCGCCCAAAGUGCGGGCUCCCGGUGGUCAGAGGACCAAGAGGCUCAGUUUCACUCCAGAAGCCUCUGCAGGCCUAAAGCAUGCACACCCUCUGGUGCAGACGGGGCCGGUGAUGGGAAUCGUGUUUGCAGCGUUUGUGAUGGGGGUCAGUCUGAUGGGGGCGAUAUGGUGCAUCUAUAAUCACACAGGCGGACGCCCGGUGUAUUUGGGAGAGAGUUAUUUGACAGACCAGACUUGUGGGGGCCACAGCGUCUGGAAUCCUCCCUCCCCGCCUGAUCAGUCCUCCAGCUCUGUGUAGAGACACCAAGAUUUCCUUCUGCAAAUCUGAGAGAGAAGAACUGGGACACGGGUUCUACCAGCUGUGUGUGUGUGUGUGUGUGUGUGUGUGUGUGUGUGUGUGUGUGUGUGUGUGUGUGUGUGUGUGUGUGUGUGUGUGUGUGUGUGUGUGUGUGUGUGUGUGUGUGUGUGUGUGUGUGUGUGUGUAGGGAGCCGUUUUCUGCACCGCUCUUCUCGUGAAUAUUGUUGAUGCUGUGCAGCAGAGUUAAAUGAGGCCAGAAACCCUAAAUACAGUAGAAGUUACUCAUGGCAGCGGUCUGCAGGGCCAGAUGUUUUGAUUCAAACUGAGAUGUGACUUGUUUGAUGUUUGCGAGCCAUUCUGCCCCCACAUCACCUCAGAAGUGGCAGCGGACACGGAAAGGAAGCUUAUGUGGAUGCAGUUGCAUCUAAACAUGUUUGGAGUGACUCAAACAGAAAGUACCCAGUCGUUGCCGCCGUGAAAUCUUUGUGUCCGUGUGGUUAACAAGAUGUGUUAAAUGAACUGAGGUCUAAUCGACUUGGUUUUUGUUUUGCAUUUCAAAUCAAAUAGUGCUCAAAUAAAACAAAGGAAUUGUAUGUGUUUUGAUAAUUGACAUGUUGUAAUGUGCUGGAUGUUGUAUUCUUGUAUUUCUGUGAAACAUUAAUAAAGGAUUGUGAGGCUC
Molecule: messenger RNA, 3396 nt
Organism: Cololabis saira (Pacific saury)
Lineage: Eukaryota; Metazoa; Chordata; Actinopteri; Beloniformes; Belonidae
Gene: engl
Product: endoglin, like
Exons: 17
Coding region: 87-2717 (876 amino acids)
Source: RefSeq, a predicted model, not a curated record